AACAUCAAAAGAGGUCAUUGCGUUUGCCGCUUCCAUAGCCUGGAAAUUUUCAGGUCCCGGCAUCCAUCCCAACACCUCACCUCACUCCCGUAUCAAAAACUUCCUCUCUCCACCAAGAGGGGUCCAUUCAGAAAAGAUGUCGAGUGAUGGACAUGAACCAACAGCCAUGACCUUUGAACUGCUCAAGACCGCCGUUAAGGAUGGCGGUGCCAGACUCGGUCGUUUGGCCUUUCCAGGUCGUCGGACUGUUGACACUCCCAACUUCUUCGGCCUCACUUCGAGAGGUGUCAUCCCUCACGUAACCCCCGACAAUGUUGAGAAACACUUGCUCACCAAUGGCACAUAUAUGGCCUUGGAGGACUUUAUCGAGCGCCCGCAGCAAUACAUGACCCGUUCACCUCCCGUCUAUGAGACUCCCUCGCCCAACAACAAGCCUCUUCAGAGCUUCACAGCCAUGCCCUCCUCCAUCAUCACCGUUCUCGGUUCCCGGAGGAUUCCCGCAGUCGCCGCCCCCAUGGGCAACACCAACCAGUCCAUCUCCGUCUUCACCUCCACCGGCUUCCAAGCCGUCACCACAAAGCAGUACAUCAACGCCAUCCAGACUCUCAACCCCGACAUUGCCAUUCCUCUCGCCGACCUCACCCACAAGACCAGCGCGCCCACCUCCAAGCGCGCCCUCCGCAUGGCCGAGCGCACCGACGACUGGAUCAAGGAGUGGUUCAUGGACAUGUACGGCCGAAACCAGGAGCCCUCCAAAAUCGCAACCUUCGCCCCCGUCCUUCCCAUCAGCUACUCCAUCCAAUGGGAGUAUCUCGAGCGUCUCUCCGAAGAGCAUCAGUCCAACCCCUCUGUUCUCUCCGGCCUAGCCGUCUACGAUGCCGACCUGAUCCCCGACAUCUCCGCCUCCUACCAGAACCUCGACACCCUGCCCCGCUUGGCUCUCUCCACGCCCUCCAACCCCCACCAAGUCCUCCGCCAGCUUUCCUUGGGAAUGGACAUUUUCCUCCUUCCCUUCCUCUCGACCGCCUCCGACGCCGGCAUCGCUUUGUCCUUUACGUUUCCCCCACCUUCCUCCGAGUCUUCAGACCUUUUGCCCUUGGGCAUCGACAUGUCCUCCCCCGAGCACGCCAUCUCCCUCCAGCCCCUGACCGAAUCCUGCACCUGCUACGCCUGCACCACGCACCACCGUGCUUUUGUUCAGCACUUGCUUUGCGCCAGAGAAAUGCUGGGCUGGACGCUGUUGCAGAUUCACAACCACGCCGUGCUGGCUUCCUUUUUUGCUUCCAUCCGCGAGGCGCUGGCCGAUGGUACCUUUGAGGAGAAGGCGAGGCAGUUUGCGUUGAGGUACGAACCUGAGAUUCCUCAGGGUUUGGGAGAGAGGCCGAGGGCGAGGGGGUAUCACUUUAAGAGCGAGGGACCGGGUGAGCAGAAGAGGAAUAGACCUGCUUGGAGCAAGUUUGAGGGUGAGAAGAAGAUUGAGGACAAGGUUGCGGAUCUCAGGAUAGAGGAUGAGCAGAACGGUACUUCGGGUUUGGGAUCGGGUGUGGAUUCGGUGGCUGAGACGCCGUUGGUGCCGGAUGAAAAUGCUGAUGCGAAGGAUUUGGAGGAGAGAGGGUUUGCGGAGAAGGCGGAGAAAGAAUGAUAGACUAGAUGAGAUACCAAUGGAAAAUAAUAGAAAAUUAUCGCAUU
Neurospora hispaniola is the source of this 1689-nucleotide messenger RNA. Its product is annotated as tRNA-guanine(15) transglycosylase-like protein. Gene Ontology annotation, molecular function: tRNA-guanosine(34) queuine transglycosylase activity. The record is from RefSeq and is a predicted model, not a curated record. Lineage: Eukaryota; Fungi; Ascomycota; Sordariomycetes; Sordariales; Sordariaceae. Bases 137 to 1642 code for a protein of 501 amino acids. The transcript has 2 exons.